CUGAAAAUCAAUGAAAUGACUCCAGAAAAAGGUGUAGUUUAGGGGAUAUAUUUCUGAUGCAGGAGGAGAUUUCAUAGAAAGGUAUGCAGCAGCGGGUAGGAAGAAUGACUCCCCAGGCGGAGUUAGCGAGGAGAUGUUUAGAAAUGAACGUUGAUCUCAACCUUCAUGAGAUGUCAUGCCCUGGCAUAAAGGAAUGGAAAGCACUUCAUUUAGCAGCCUGGAACGGGAACACUCGCCUAGUAAAACAACUACUCCAGCAAGGAGAGAAAGUGGAAAGCAGAGAUGAGCUCGGCUGGACCCCUCUGCACUGCGCGGCAAUGAAUGGUCACUUGGCUACAGUGAAGCUCUUGAUUCAGCGAGGUGCCUUAUCCAAUGCUCCAGAUGGCUCCGGAUACACAUCACUGCACCAUGCAGCAUGGAGUGGUCAUACACAUAUGUGCGAGAUGUUAUUGCAACGUGGUGCCAAAGCACAGGCAGCAUCCAAGAGUGGUCUGACACCUCUACAUUUAGCAGCUGCCAAUGGACACACACUUAUAACCCAUCUCCUGCUGAAGCACAACACUGACCCUUGCAUUGGAGACAACAACCAGUGGAGUCCUCUGCAUUGGGCAACAGUGAGCAAUCAGUUACAUAUCAUGGACCUACUAUCAGAACAAGGAGUAUCAUUAGAGCUUGAAGCUGCUGGCAAUUUGACUCCUUUGCACAUUGCUGCUGAAACUGGUCGACUGGAGGCUUUGGCCUAUCUAUUGGAAAAAGGAGUCAAUGUGAACAACACAGACCAGCUAGGCAGAACCCCACUUGCAAUAGCAGCUGGUAAUGGUAGCACAGAGGUGGUCAGACAGCUGCUGGACAAUAAUGCUCUAAUCGAUAUGCAGGACAAACAUGGACGCACUGCACUUCACAAGGCAGCGAUUUCAGGUCACCUGACUGUCGCACAAUUGCUUGUUCAGAACGGGGCUUCUCUAAACCUAAAAGACAGCCUGAAUCUCAUUCCAGCACAGAGAGCAUCUAUGUGCGGACACAAAGAAUUGUGUGUCUAUUUGUUGUCUCAAGGGGCCAUCAAAGAUGCUGAAAAUUGCAGCUGAAAACAGUUAACACAGUUAUGGAUGGGGGGGGGAAUCUAUUAUGAAGUCUUGCAGCUGUGAAAAGCAGCAAGUGAAAUGAAUGGCUUUAGCAAAUAUGGAAAGGGAAACGCUGUAAUAACCGCUGAUACAGCUGGGGAUUAUUACAUAAUACUUUGGUAUAUUAUAAAAUAUUUAUGUUUGUGUUCACUACUAUAUAGCACUUGGUUAUAUCAAUCAUAUCCACCAUGUUAAAGUAUGUAAAUAAAUUACAAAAAGUAUGAAUGCUGAAUAGUUAGAGCACUUUCAGACAUCUAAUAACAUUUUGUAGACAUGUUAAAAGGUCACCUGACCUAGAAAGCUGAGUCAAUAGUGGUACAAAAUACACUAUCAUAUUUUCAUCACUUUAAAGGGAAAUUAAACGCAUUUUUUUCUUUCAUGACAAUGUACAGUUUUAAUAAACAUUCCAUUUACGUUGUUUAUCAACUUUGUUCUCUUGUUAUCCUUUAAUAAA
Molecule: messenger RNA, 1575 nt
Organism: Bombina bombina (fire-bellied toad)
Lineage: Eukaryota; Metazoa; Chordata; Amphibia; Anura; Bombinatoridae
Gene: ANKRD65
Product: ankyrin repeat domain 65
Exons: 4
Coding region: 84-1085 (333 amino acids)
Biological process (GO): protein localization to ciliary inversin compartment
Cellular component (GO): ciliary inversin compartment
Molecular function (GO): protein binding
Source: RefSeq, a predicted model, not a curated record